Molecule: messenger RNA, 328 nt
Organism: Notothenia coriiceps (black rockcod)
Lineage: Eukaryota; Metazoa; Chordata; Actinopteri; Perciformes; Nototheniidae
Product: exportin-7-like
Exons: 4
Biological process (GO): protein export from nucleus
Cellular component (GO): nuclear pore; cytoplasm
Molecular function (GO): nuclear export signal receptor activity
Source: RefSeq, a predicted model, not a curated record
CUUUAUCGACGACUAUCAGAAGUUCUGGGUCUGAACGACGAGACCAUGGUACUCAGUGUCUUUAUAGGGAAGAUCAUCACAAACUUGAAGUACUGGGGCCAGUGUGAGCCAAUCACCUCCAAGACACUCCAACUACUGAACGACCUCUCCUUAGGGUACAGCAGCGUGAGGAAGCUGGUGAAACUCAGCGCCGUGCAGUUCAUGUUGAACAACCACACUAGUGAACACUUCUCCUUCCUCGGGGUGAACAACCAAUCCAACCUGAGCGACAUGAGGUGUCGGACCACCUUCUACACGGCUCUGGGACGCCUGCUAAUGGUGGACCUAG